Peromyscus maniculatus bairdii (prairie deer mouse) is the source of this 4786-nucleotide messenger RNA. RefSeq names its product RAD51 paralog C (gene Rad51c). NCBI's taxonomy places the organism in Eukaryota, Metazoa, Chordata, Mammalia, Rodentia, Cricetidae. Gene Ontology annotation, cellular component: Rad51C-XRCC3 complex; replication fork; Rad51B-Rad51C-Rad51D-XRCC2 complex. The record is from RefSeq and is a predicted model, not a curated record. Gene Ontology annotation, biological process: reciprocal meiotic recombination; DNA repair; meiotic DNA recombinase assembly. Gene Ontology annotation, molecular function: four-way junction DNA binding; ATP-dependent DNA damage sensor activity; ATP binding.
GGGUUUGGGCCGCCGGGGCUUUCGCGCCUCUCGCGCUACGUCACUGGGCGCGCGGGCGCCGCGCUUUCAAAAAUGCAGCGGGAGUUAGUGGGUUUCCCGCUGUCGCCCGCGGUGCGGGGGAAGCUGGUGGCGGCAGGUUUCCAGACUGCCGAGGACAUCCUGGAGGUGAAGCCCUCCGAGCUCAGCAAAGAAGUUGGGAUAUCUAAAGAGGAAGCUUUAGAAACUCUGCAAAUUGUAAGAAGAGAAUGUCUCACAGAUCAACCAAGAUGUGCUGGGACCUCUGUGGCAGACAGGAAGUGCACAGCACUGGAACUUCUUGAGCAGGAGCACACCCAAGGCUUCAUAAUCACCUUCUGUUCGGCACUAGACAGCGUUCUUGGGGGUGGAAUACCCCUAAUGAAAACGACAGAAGUCUGUGGUGUGCCAGGUGUUGGAAAAACACAGUUAUGUAUGCAGUUGGCAGUGGAUGUGCAGAUUCCAGAAUGUUUUGGAGGAAUAGCAGGUGAAGCAGUAUUUAUUGACACAGAGGGGAGUUUUAUGAUUGAUAGAGUGGUGACCCUUGCAACUGCCUGCAUUCAGCACCUUCAUCUUAUAGCAGGAGCACACAUGGACGAAGACCAUCAGAAAGCCUUGGAGGAUUUCACUCUUGAAAAUAUUCUUUCCCAUAUUUACUAUUUCCGUUGUCAUGAUUACACUGAGCUGCUGGCUCAAGUCUAUCUCCUUCCAGAUUUCCUUUCAGAGCAUUCAAAGGUGCGGUUGGUGAUCAUAGAUGGUAUUGCUUUUCCUUUUCGUCAUGACCUUGAUGAUCUGUCCCUUCGUACUCGACUACUAAAUGGCCUAGCCCAACAAAUGAUCAGCCUUGCAAAUAAUCACAGGUUAGCUGUUAUUUUAACUAAUCAGAUGACAACAAAGAUUGAUAAAAAUCAAGCAUUACUUGUCCCUGCAUUAGGGGAAAGCUGGGGACAUGCUGCUACAAUAAGGCUUAUUUUUCACUGGGAACAAAAGCAAAGCAGGUUUGCAACAUUGUACAAGUCACCAAGCCAGAAGGAGUCCACAGUACCAUUUCAAAUCACACCUCAGGGAUUUAGAGAUGCUGCUGUCCCUGCUUCUUCAUCACAGACAGGAGGUUCUUCGAAUUUCCGGAAACGGUCACGAGAGCCAGAGGAAGAAUGCUGACCCCCAACUAGUGUCAAUGCAUACAGUUAGACUUGUGAUGUGAUAGUCAUUGUGUAUACAUAAGUAGCUGCUUAUACUCUUUAAAGUGUAAACACUUACUAUGGCAGGAAUGAAUCAGAAUUAUAUGAUGUGAAUAGGAAAAUAGUUACAGAAUCUUCUCUGAAAAAAGCUCCCCCCUUUUUUCCCCCUGUGUGCCUAUACCAUGGUGUACAUGUAGUAAGAGGAAAACUUUUUGGGGAGUUGAUUUUCUACUUCUAAUUUUCUUUUUAAUUUAUUUUUCUGUGUAUGGUGUUAUGCCCAGAUCUCGGGGACCCCAAAAAGACCACCACAGAGACUGAAUACCACAUGUAAAAGUAAAGAGCCUUUAUUUUCAAGCCCCAAGCUUGGUCUUUCUGUCUGUUGGACACAGCGGAGAGAGCAGUGAGCCCUGAGCUCAGGUCGGGUAGCAGAGAUUGGGGUGAGGGGAUUUCGAGGGUUCAGGACCCUGAUUGGCUGACAUUUGUCUAGGAGUAUCUGUAAAACAGAAAUAGAUGUGUGCUAGACUCAGGGACAUCUGGCCAUCUUAUCUAAACUUAUCUAAUGAUUAGAGUGUUUGGGAUGUCAGAUAUUUCCCCUUAGAUGCAGGCCCUCUCUGGGUGGGGUCAGCUUACGGCUUUUCCUGGGUCUGGGUGUUACCUGCCAGUAAGCCUGUCACAGAAGCUGUGUCUGGGCCUCUUUCCCUUGUGUGUAUGUUCACUAUGUGUGUGCUGGUACCUACAAAAGCCAGAGUAGGCUGGUGGAUCCCCUGGAAUUGGAGUUACAAAUGACCCUGAGCCACCUUGAAGGUUCUGGGAACCAGACCCCAGUCCUCUGCAAGAGCCAAAAAUGUUCCUUCCCUAAUGCUGGUUGGUGGUGACUCACUCUUUAAUCCCAGCACUUGGGAGGCAGAGGCAGAUCGAUCUUUGAGUUCUAGGCCAGCCUGGGCUACAGAGUGAGUUCCAGGAGAGCCAGGGCUGCACAAAGAAACCCUAUCUCUGAGGGGAAAUCCAGUGUUUUUCUCUACUUGCUGUCUCCAGUUAAUUUUGACAAACAAGUCUAUGUGGCAGAUGGUAGUUGUGUUUGGAUUUCAUCUUAGAGUUAGAUUGUAUGAUCAAUUAAAAAGAUACAGAAUUCCUUUUAUUUCAUGUCAUCAACAUGAUUACCCUUUCUGGUAAUUGAUGUACACAUGUGAAUAUUGAUAGUGUGACUUUAAAGUAUCCAUUGAAGGUUAAUGUGGCUAAAAGUUUGCUUCCCAGGGAGGUAUGGAAACUAAGAAGUGGGGCCUGAUGGGAAUUCUUGAGAUCAUUGAAAGGUGCACUUCAAAAAGGAUUGUGGGACCCAAGUCUCUUUUCUCUUGCUUCCUGGUCCUGAGGUGAGCAGUUCAGUCCUGUCAUGUGUACAUCUGCCGUCGCCAUCUGGAAAACCCACCGGAGGCCUAGAAGAAAUGAUCUUGUCUGAUCAUAGGCUACAACCUCUAAAACUGAGCCAAAAGGAACCUUUUAUCUCAGCCAUAGUGAUGAAAAGCUAACACAAAUACAUUUGUAUGCACACAGAAUACUUUCAAGAUUUAUAAGUGUUUUGCCUGCUUAUUUAUCUGUGUCCUGUGUGUGCCUGGUGCCUAUAAAGCUCAGGAGGGAGUGUUUGAUCCCUGGAACUGGUUACAGGCAGUUCUGAGAUACCGUAGAGGUGCUGGGAACGGAACUUAAGUCCUCUGCAAGAGCAGCGAACGUUCUUAACUGCUGAACCAGCUCUCCAGGCCCCAAUGUUGCUUGUUGUUUUUAGUUGGCAUAUUUAUUGUACAUAGUAAUGGGUUUCAUGAGGACUUUUGUUGUUGUUUUUUGUUUUUUAAGACAGGGUUUCUCUGUAACAACAGCUAUGGCUAUCCUGGAAUUCACUUUUGUAGACCCUGCUGGCAGCCUCCAAUUCACAGCAAUCCACCUGCCUCUGCCUCCCAAGCGCUGGGGUAAAGGUGUGCACCGCCACACUUCAUGAAGACAUUUUAUUAUAGGUAUAUCAUGUGCUCAUUUCCAGUGUUUUUCAUGUCAUUUCCAUGUUUUACUAUGUUGUGGACACAACUAGUACAACAUAAGCUGAUAAUAUAAUUUACUUUAAAAACUCAUUUCGGGAAGAAUGAAUUCUAGAAAUUUACAUUUUCCAUUGCUGUACUUGGAAAAUCAUUUUAAUUCCAAAUAAGUUUAGGUGUUUGUUAUGACAUACAAUAUAAAGUUAAAAACUCACAUAACCUAAUUCAGUACUUGGUUUUGUUUAUUUUUAGGAUACAGACUUAAUAUUUUAAAUAUAGUUAUUACAUUUCUAUAUUACUAGAGAAAAAUGUAGAGAUCAUUCCAUCGAUGUCUGAGAGAUACUUCAUUGAGUAAAAUGCUUGCCGCAGAUAUGAGGAUAUGAGUUCCAUCGCUGGAACCCGUGUGAAAGAAACCUGAGACAGAACACUGGGGUUCAUGAACCAGCCAGCCCAGCUGAACCUGGGCUUCAAGCCAAUGAGGCCAUCUUAAAAGCAGGGUGUAUAGCUCCUGGGGAAUGACACUUUGAGAUGUGGUCAGGCCUCUACAUGCGCGCGCACGCGCGCACGCACACACACACACACACACACACACACACACACACACACAUAUCAUUCUGCUAACCUCUUGCCUCUGUGAUGCAUGUGUGUUUGUGUGCACAUUUGUGUAUGUGCGUGAAUGUGGUUGUAUGUGAUCCGAAGUCCAUAUGAGGUGGUCAGAGGACAGCCUUGUUGGUCCUUGCUUUCUGCCAUGUUUGAGACAGCCUCUCUUUGCAUUGGCCAAGCCUGCUGGUCUGCAAGCUCCCGGGAAUUCUCCUGUCUCUGCCUCCAGAUAGGAGCACCAGGAUUGUAAGUGCAUGCUCUUGAGUGCUGAGCUGUCUCCCAGCCCCACUGUGCUUUAUUUUUGUCAAUAAUGUUCUUAAUCAAGUUUCUGUGAUUGGUGGGAAAAUUACAGUAUGAUCUGAUAGGACUAAAGUUAGAGGACCCACAUUCUUACUCUGCCUGAGACUUCAGGAAAUGCCAAUUUGGGCAUCUUUAUUUUUCUUUGAUAUUUAUUUUCACUGCCCUUAUUUAUAAACAAGAUUGUUUAUAAAUGAUUGAUUUUUCUGGUUUCUAUUUUUAUAGAAGCAGUAUGAGACAGACAGGCACUGGAAAUUAUCAGCACUGAAAAUAUAGGAAAAAGUGACAUUUACUUUCAUGAUCACAGAGGUGUGGUUGCUACAUACCUGUAAUCUCAGCACUCAGAAAACUGAGGCAUGAGGAUUGCUGCUAGUUCCAGCCUAGCCUGAGCUGUACAGCAAGACCCUGUGUCAAAAAUAAAUAAAACGAUAAAAAAUAAUACUAAGAUUACUCUUGUAAUACCUUGAAUUUCAGUUUUGAGACAAAGUUGAAGUGUUCUAUUGCUUUAAAAAAACAUACUGAGUUACAGGAGAGAAGCUGACUGUUUAUAAUAUGUAUUUUUAGUUAACAUCAGUGCCUAAAUUUACUGUUACUGUUAAAAUUUACAGAACAUUUUGCUCCCUUAGAACUGAUUUUGGCAUAAAAUAUGUUGACAAGAUUUCAUGUAUUUUU